AGAUUGCACGAGUUGUUUCUUCGGCUCCUUCGUUGCUGUUCGACUGUGUGUAGAGAUUGCACGAGUCGUUUCUUCGGCUCCUUCGUUGCUGUUCGAUUGUGUGCAGAGAUUGCACAAGUCGUUUCUUCGGACGUGACAACAUUUUGAUCUGAAGCAACGACGGUAGCUCGCUUGCUGUGAAGCCAAACAGCCCCUAAAGUCAAUUCCAAUCUGCGGAAAUAAAGAAGCGAUCAAUUUGGAGGCUGCGGGGAUGAAAUGAUGAUUACGUGCUUCACCUUGUCGGCCAUUUCAGUGAUCACCCUGUGGCUGUUUUCUUUAUGGAGGGUUUUUUCUUCUUCUUUGGUACAGGCCAAUCCCUCGUUCCCUUCCAAGUCGACCAGAACUGGUAACGGCAGGGGGAGAAGUAAUGUCCUGCUGGUGGUGGCUCAUCCUGACGACGAGUCCAUGUUCUUUGCUCCAACCAUUCUCUAUUUGACUUCAAAUGGACAUAAUCUUUAUAUUUUGUGUAUAUCUAAUGGUAAUUCAGAAGGCAAAGGAAAUAUACGCAAGGAAGAACUUUACCGGGCAUGUGCAACACUUAAGGUUCCACUUCAACAAAUUAAAGUAGUUGACCAUCUGGAUUUGCAGGAUGGAUUUGGCAAGCCAUGGAAUCAUCAAUUAUUAGCAGCUUUCGUUGAAGAAGAAAUAAAAAAGCAGUGUAUCGAUGUUGUAAUUACAUUUGAUAACUACGGAGUGUCAGGCCAUCCAAAUCACCGUGAUGUUCACACUGGAAUUUGUAUGCUUCUUCGUGAAAAUCUGGAGAUGAACAUUGAAGCCUGGGAACUGGUAAGAUUAGCACGAAUAUUUUUCGCAAAUAUAUCGGCCCUGUGGAUAUAUGGAGUUCAAUAUCAUCCGCUUUGUCCGAUCACAGUGGGAGCAUCUGUUGUUUGCCAAACCAAAAUCCCCUGAAAUGUUAUCAAGCAAUGGCUGAGCAUUAUAGCCAGUGGGUGUGGUUUCGGAAGUUGUUUGUUCUGCUUUCCAGAUACACGUACGUGAACACUGUCAGAAGGAUCGUUUACUAAACGGCAUUAUUGGAAAUAAUGAUGGUCUUAAGUGUGAGAUUAACUGCCCUCUUCUCCCCUCAAAACUUGUUUGUUUGCUGCUUGCUUACCCUGCUUCAAUUUAAAUUUUGUUUACUGUUUAAAACAUUUUUUAAUUUUAUAUUUAAAAUAUUGAUUUAAAAAACAGUAAGAAAGCCGUCCCAAACGAACCCUUAAGUAAGAUGGAUUCAGGUGUGUUUGCUUGAUUGUCGCAUAUACCAAUCAGGAAAAACAAAGAUUUAUUAUGCUGUUUUUUACAUCAUUUUUCUUUUGUAUAACAAAUGAAGUAGUUUAUAAUCGUUGAGUUAGUGGAAUUGAGUUUAAUUUUGUAAUUGAUAAAAUUAAUCAAGGUCAAGCAUUAAGUUGGGAUGAUUCCUGCAUAAACCUGUUAUUAUGAACAAUUAUUUUUUUUGUA
Dendrobium catenatum is the source of this 1494-nucleotide messenger RNA. RefSeq names its product N-acetylglucosaminyl-phosphatidylinositol de-N-acetylase. Gene Ontology annotation, cellular component: endoplasmic reticulum. The transcript has 11 exons. The record is from RefSeq and is a predicted model, not a curated record. Gene Ontology annotation, biological process: GPI anchor biosynthetic process. NCBI's taxonomy places the organism in Eukaryota, Viridiplantae, Streptophyta, Magnoliopsida, Asparagales, Orchidaceae. Gene Ontology annotation, molecular function: N-acetylglucosaminylphosphatidylinositol deacetylase activity. Bases 256 to 948 code for a protein of 230 amino acids.